CGUUGGAAACUUCCUCUUCCAGGAGAGUGAGUCCGAGACUGGUAGGCGUAUCAAGACGUCAUGGCUGGGUAUGCACUCUUGGUAUGGGAAGUCUUGGUCGAGUACACAGAGGCGCUUCUCCUCAUCCACCUCGAUGAUGUUCUCUUGGACUUGAGGAGGAAGGGGGUAGUCUGGGAUGAUGAAUUUAUUGAGAUGGUAGGGGAGAGAACAAGAAUAGUGCGGUUUCUACAAGAAAUGAUUCCCAUUCGUGGGGAUAAUGCCUUCAUAGCAUUACUGGAGUGCCUAAAGAGAGAACAUCCCACCCUCGUACAGGCAAUGGUGACAUCUGUAAAGGAAAGAGACAGAGCUUACGGGAUGACACUUCGAACAAGCUUGAAUGAGGACGAUCGUCAACGAUUGCUGGAUAUGAUCGGAAGCAUGAAUAAUGACUGGCCUCAAUAUUUGCUACUUGAGAUCGGAAACACGGAUGAGGAACGUCUUCCUUCAUUGCUGGAUGAGAUCGCUUUCUUUUUUGAGGACGGUCGUUGACAAUCGCUGGAUGAUAUCGCCUUGUCGACAUGAUCUGGAUAACUUGCUGAAGCGCCAUUCCAUUCCAUUUCCUUCCAGCACGUGCCUCACCUCGCAAUUUAUCUCAUUAGUGUCUUUGCUUGUGAUACUCUGGUCAGAGCUUUCAUACAGGUCUGUUUCUAUGUCUGUGCUGGAUCUUGUAUAAAAAUUUUAGAAGGUCUUGCUGCCAUUUAUGUAUUUAGGCCUAAGAAUGUAUUGUGGAAAUUCAGUGAAACAAGUGGUAUUGUACUGUGAAUUGAGGUGCAGUGAUUCGACCAUGUGGCCAAAGUGAUAAUGCUUGAUGGCUUGGAAAAUAUAUA
Molecule: messenger RNA, 866 nt
Organism: Darwinula stevensoni
Lineage: Eukaryota; Metazoa; Arthropoda; Ostracoda; Podocopida; Darwinulidae
Source: the annotation of a GenBank genome assembly